Messenger RNA from Dreissena polymorpha, 1988 nucleotides. RefSeq lists its product as uncharacterized. The record is from RefSeq and is a predicted model, not a curated record. The coding region runs from base 149 to 949 and encodes 266 amino acids. Lineage: Eukaryota; Metazoa; Mollusca; Bivalvia; Myida; Dreissenidae. The transcript is spliced from 6 exons.
AAAGAAUACCGGACCUAUCCUGGAUAUAAAGGACAUUAAGAUCAUGUUACCUUCAUACCGGAAAACCAACCGUUCUGCGUCUGGGUGGUAGGAUUUGAGCAUUACAUUAGAAAUUUGAAAGCUGAGUUCGUGUCUUCUGUGCAUAGGGAUGAAGCCAACAUUAGGAAUGGAAGAGGGAAAGACUGCCUACAUCGUGAAUCAGCCAACGAAAGAGGAGGCCAUAUCCAAGACGAAAACACGACCAGUUGUUGUAAUUGCAAUUGUAUUGGUCUCCUUGGUGAUCGCUUCUGUCGUGAUCUUCGUCGCGGUUUACUUCGGAAUCCACAUGACGAAGAAUUCAUAUCAGGAGGCCUGGAAAACUCUGCGAGAUCGAGAGGGUCGUAUGCUAGAGGAAAAGGUCACAAAAACAAAGGACUGUGUUGAGAUCGAUGUGCCCAACAGUUUACAGAGCGUGUAUGAUUACAGACGCGGGAUAGUCGUGGAGCGCUACACUGACCUGAACACAAAACUGCGGACACCUUGCUACGUCCGCUACAUCAACACGACCACUGACCCCGGUCCAAACAUCACCAUGGACGACACCGAUGAAAUUGUCGACAAUCCCGAAGAACGAUCCACGCAACAGUGGUUGUUCACACAAAGGGUGGUACCAUGGGAUCUGGUUUCUUCACCAAGGGUGCAAGAAUUGUGCAGAGGCACCAGCAUCUUUUGGAUGGACGCUGUCAAACAGUCAACUGUACAGAAGCGUCAAACAUUCUUCUCGUCUUUGUGCUACACGUCAGCUACCUGCCUUUUUCUCAAACGGCAUCUUGUGUGGCAACAACUACAAAUAUUGCUAUACAACGUACGACAUCCCCAACUCGUUCGGCAAUUUCACGCUGGUCGAAACAAGUUCUUGGUGUCGGUAAUACCGUUUGUGAUUGAGUUCCAGUGCUUCUUUGGAAACUAAAUGAGCCGUUAUAUCUAGAUGCCUGACUUUCUUACUGUGUAUAUCUGAUGUUUCGAAGUUACUCUCACGAUUUGUAUGCACGUAGAGCCAGUUGCUCAAUAACAAAAUAAUUACGCAAGUGAAUUGAAAUGUAAAUAACUUUAACAUAAUGAGUAACUAUAUAAAAACCUAAACAAAUAUCCAAAAUGACAGUGAUCAAAGUUAAACAUAUAUUUAUGUAUUUAAGUAAGUUAUUUUUACUUGUAAGCCCGUGUUCAAUUUUUUAUUCAAAAUAUUGCUAAAUUAAUGUGCAGUAAAUAUAUAAUGAAAACUGUGUGUUUUUACAAUAUUUAUUAUAAUAAUAAUAAUAAUAAUAAUAAUAAUAACGUUAUUUCAUAUCCGCCACGUACUGAAAAGUUCACAUCGCUUUGUAUUUGCUUCGCAUUGAUAAACUUAUUUUUAUCUUGUUUUUCUCCUAUUUUGCUUUGUUCAUAUGUUUCAUAUAUAAUCGAGCUACAACUAUAAAAAAAAAUAUUGAAAUAUUUAUUAAAGUAACUUCAUUGGACUCAAGAAACAUAAAAGAUUAAACACCUACGUCAUGCAAAAAUGGGUCGUAUGUCAUAUGCGGCCAUCGUUGCUUCAGAGUAGCUUGCGCGUCCGCGCAGUGUUGUAUGGAGCUACCUUGUCCACUGAUGAGGCCAAAAACACUUGGAAAACUUCGUGGCGGACAUGGUAGCUCCUCACAAGACUGCGCGUUGCACGGGCUGUUCUGGAGCUACUCCGGUCGUAUGUGGUAUAAUCACAGUUUCCUUUGACGCGGGUCAUGUAUGUCAGCACAUUAACAAUCAGUGCUACCAGCUUUUGAUAAUAUGGUCAAUAUAUAUCACAUUUUAAAGAAGGCAUAAUUUAUGUUUUAAGACUGUAAAAGCUGAAUUUAUAUCUAUUGUUGACUUUUUUAUUUUUACGAAAAUAAUUUUUGAAAUAUUUCGCAUUCCACAAAGUAUUUAUGCAUGCCUGUUGGUAAAAUAAAUGAUAUACAAUAAAUACUUUUUAAUGAAAA